Molecule: messenger RNA, 2664 nt
Organism: Bacidia gigantensis
Lineage: Eukaryota; Fungi; Ascomycota; Lecanoromycetes; Lecanorales; Ramalinaceae
Exons: 3
Coding region: 1-2664 (887 amino acids)
Biological process (GO): glutathione catabolic process; proteolysis
Molecular function (GO): protein binding; peptidase activity
Source: RefSeq, a predicted model, not a curated record
AUGAAUUCGCCAGAGCCACCCUUGCUUCACCGACUUAAAGCACAGGCUUCCAUUUUGACCCUCGUGGUAGCAGAGUCAAGGAUCUUUGCCGGCACGCAGGAUGGAGAAAUCAUAGUCUGGUCUUUAGACACUUACCAGCACAUUGCAAGAAUACGUGCGCACAAGCAAAGUGUUUUGUGCCUUUCUCUCUCAGGCAAUGGACGAUUGCUUUUCUCCAGCGCCGGCGACGCCAUCCUGAACGUAUGGGACGCUUCGAAUCUUCAGCGCGUCUAUUCGAUUUACUCUAGCUACGAUGUUGGCGAUGUGUUCUGCGUUGCCUAUUCUUCCAAUCUGCAAACCGUCUACUUAGGCGCUCAAAAUACGGCCAUCCAAUGGUACGACCUGUCAGAAAGGGAUUCCCGACCUCCCCCAGACCCAAAAUCACACCCUUCGUACCGUAAUCACCGCUUUUUUGAUUCGAAAGGCCCUGGUGGCACCUCUACACCAAGGCCUUCAUCGCCAGAGGAGCCUCGUGCUCUCGGUGGCAGGGAAUUAGAGAUAGAGCGAAAUCACAUUGUCCAUUACGCCCAUUUUGGCUAUGUCUACUGUAUGCUGCUCGCUCAAGACCUGAAAACGCCACGUUACCAAGGCGAGGUGUUGAUAUCAGGCGGAGGAGACGGCUCUAUCAAACUCUGGGCUCUAGAUGCUUCAAAAGACGGCACCAUACAGCCUUUGGAAUGUUUAGAGAAUGGUGAUGCGUCCGUUCUUGCUCUUGCAAUUUGUAGCAAUUUCCUGUACAGCGGCAAGCUUGAGGGUGACAUCGACGUUUGGGACCUUGAGACUUGCCAGCGACUUAGACAUAUCAAGGCCUGCUCUGAUGAUAUUCUGACGCUUUCUGUAGGGCAUGACCUGAUAUUUUCUGGAAGCUCGAAGGGUGGGGUGAAGAUAUUCAAUCAGCAUCACACAAAAGUCAGUGAGUGGCAAGGGCAUGAGCGACUCAUCCUCACAUCUGCGGUCACAUCCUUGAGGAAUCGAGAGCUAUACGUGUCUGGCGGUAACGACGGUAUUAUCGCUAUUUGGGACGUCAGUAACUGCUUCGAUCGCCCUAAGAAGGCAGACAUCGCAGACAACGAGGAACUUAUCAACGACCUUGCGAAGCUGAUCUCUUAUCCGACCAUAUCUUCACGUGUCCCCUACGCAAAUGAAUGCAGACGCGGAGCACGAUUCUUAAGGGAUGUUUUUAAGCGCUUCGGCGCAGAGACUGACUUGCUCAGUACAGAAGAGCAACGAAACCCCAUUGUCUUCGCGCGCUUUAGCCAUGACCAGACGAAUGUAGGUAAGCGGAAAGCAAUACUAUUCUACGGGCAUUAUGAUGUGGUGUCUGCUGAUAGCGAUACGCAUGGCUGGUCAUCUGAUCCGUUUGCUCUGCGAAAAGCCGACGGAUAUCUCUAUGGACGUGGUGCUUCUGACAACAAAGGCCCGGUGCUGGCUGCCGUAUAUGCUGUAGCCGACGUCAUCAGGGCUAAAUCGCUAAACAUUGACAUCGUGUUCUUGAUUGAAGGUGAGGAGGAAUCGGGUUCCUUCGGUUUUGCCAAAGCCAUCAGAAAGCACAAAUCUCUCAUUGGCAAAAUCAAUUGGAUACUGCUUGCGAAUAGCUACUGGUUGACUGACGACAUUCCCUGUCUAACAUAUGGGUUACGGGGGGUUGUGCGUGCAAUCUUGACCAUCAGAAGCGACCGAGAGAAUCUGCAUAGUGGUGUGGAUGGCAGUUAUAUUCUAGAUGAAGCGAUGAAAGACCUCGUUGCAGUGCUCGCGGGUCUGACUGAUCACGAUGGAAAGGUCAACAUCCCGGGAUUCUACGAUGACAUCCCGCCAAUCAGGAAGGAAGAAGAUGAACUAUAUCGAUUCAUUAUUAAGAACUUGUUGCAGCGUAAUGCUGGCCUUGGCGAUCCAGAUAGUAUGAAGGAGAUGUUCAAAGCAAGAUGGCGAGAGCCAUCUCUCACGGUACACCGCGUCCAACAGUCAGGCCCUGCAAGCUCCACUAUCAUUCCACACACGGCUCGGGCAGAUAUCUCUAUACGUUUAGUCCCUAACCAAACCACUAAGGACGUGAUCGAUGCGCUUAGUAAAUAUCUUGACAAAAGCUUUACUACUCUAAAAACCUCAAACAAAAUGUCACUUGAAAUUGAGCACGCGGCAGAACCAUGGCUCGGUGAUCCCAGUAAUCACAUCUUUAAGGUCCUGGAGAAAGCGGUAAUGGAAGUUUGGAAGCCCCUCUUGAGCGAUCAAGAGCGCACAAAGACGCCUUUGAGAUCAAAAACGAGCAAGUCUGACCCAUCCAGAGCAUUGGUGCACAGAGGAUCCAAAUCACCACCAUUGACUUCAACAAUCUUGUCUGGCUCUACAAAACCCUCUUCUCUCACUGGGAAGCCAGACAUUAAAUCUUUUGAGUGCAGACAUCGUGGCCCUCCGCCUGCGAAUCAACGACCUUUAUACAUCCGUGAAGGUGGAUCGAUACCAGCUAUUCGAUUUCUUGAACAGGAAUUCAAUGCCUCAGCUGCUCAUCUUCCAUGCGGUCAGACAAGUGACUCUGCCCAUCUCGACAACGAGCGAUUACGUGUAACCAAUCUGUUCAACAGCAGAGAGAUCUUUCGACGAGUUUUCAUAGAGUUAGGUAAAAGCUGA